AGUUUUGGUGAAAAAUAACAGUGGUUCUUUUGCGUCUAUUUGACCUGGAGCACUGAGGAGCGGGUCAUGGGGAAAAUCUGGAUGGAAAUCAUCCCAGACUAUUCCUGGAUUGGCAGGUUUUUGGAUAAGAGAGGAAAUGAUUUCUUUUGCGAGGUAGACAGAGCCUACAUACGAGACCAAACUAACUUGAAAGGACUCCGAAAACAAGUUCCUCACUACCGGCAAGCUUUAGAAAGGAUUCUGAGUAAACCAGAAGAUGAUGAUUCUGAUGAAAAUGAUUCUGAGAGUUCCGAAGAAGACGGUCCAAUUGAAGAGGCAGCUCAGUUGUUAUACGGUUUAAUCCAUGCUAGGUUCAUCUUGACAAAAAAGGGAAUGCGUGAAAUGAUUUACAAAUCCAAUAAGGGAUAUUUUAACACAUGCCCACGGCUGUACUGUGAAAAACAAGCCAUGCUUCCAAUCGGCUUGUCGGACGUCCCUGGAGAGGCCAUGGUGAAGUUGUACUGCCCUAAAUGUCAGAAGGUGUACACCCCCAAAUCCUCCCGGCACCACCACACUGACGGCGCUUACUUCGGGACGGGCUUCCCCCACAUGUUGUUUAUGGUUCACCCAGAGUACAGACCCAAACAUCCCCCCAAUCAGUUUGUACCAAGGUUAUUUGGUUUCAAGAUUCACCCUUCAGCAUACAAUGUACAGAAAAGAGCAUCAGAAAGUGAAAGUGAUUCUUCCGACGAAGGAGAUAAAGAGAGUAACAGCAGGGAACGCAAAAAAGAACUCAGCUCAGAAGAGGAAAAUAAUCACCAUAGUGGAAAAAGAGAAAGAGGACUUUCCUUACAAGUUGAAAAUGUUCAUGGCAGUGGAAAAUGCAAAAAGGACCUUUUAAACAAAGAGGAAAAUAGUCAUCUCAGUGGAAUUCACAAAAAAGGAAAACGCAAAAAAGAACUUUCUUCAGAGGAAGAAAAUGAUAAUCACAGUGGAAAACGCAGAAAAGACCUUUCUUCAGAAGAGGAGAAAUAUUAUCAGAAAAGUGAGAAUAUAAUGGCUUGGAUGAAUGACCCAGCUGAUUAGAUAGAAUAUGAUAUAACACAUAAAAAAUAUUCUCAGAAGUGGAAAUGGUGGUGAUGGACAUUCAUAGAGUCAUUAAGCCAUGUAUCACAGUAUAUGUCACUACCAAACAGAAUCCUCAAGUCCAGAUGUAGUUUUUAAAGAGCCAAGCAAUAAAUUGUUUUUGGCUCACCUGAGCGGAAGGCUCAAGUGAGCUUUUCUGAUCGAAUUUUGUCCGUCGUCCGUCCGUCCGUAAACUUUUCACAUUUUCAACUUCUUCUCAAGAACCAACAGGCCAAUUUUAACCAAACUUGGUACAAAGCAUCCUUAGGUAAAGGGAAGUUUAAAUUGUUAAAAUGAAGGGCCAAGUCCCCUUACAAGGGGAGAUAAUCAAGAAAAUACAAAAAUAGGGUGGGAUCAUUAAAAAAUCUUCUUCUCAAGAACCACAGGGCCAGGAAAGCUGAAACUUAUGUAAAAGGAUCCUUGGGUAGUGUAGAUAUUAAAUUGUAAAAAUCAUGACCCCCUUGGAUAGGGCGGGGCCACAAUAGGGAAUCCAAGUUUUACAUAGAAAUAUAUAGAACAAAUCUUUAAAAAUCUUCUUCUCAAGAACCACUGGGCCAGGAAAGCUGAAAAAUAUGUGGAAGCAUCUUUGGGUAGAGUAGAUAUUAAAUUGUUAAAAUCUUGACCCCUGGGGUAGGGCGGGGCCACAAUAGGGAAUCCAAGUUUUACAUAGAUAUACACUGUAUUUAGGAAAAAUCUUUUAAGAAUCUUCUUCUCAAAAACCACUGGGCCAGGAAAGCUGAAACUUAUGUGAAAGCAUCCUGGGGUAGUGUAAAUUCUAAAGUAUUAAAAUCAUGAAAGGGGAGGAUG
Molecule: messenger RNA, 1911 nt
Organism: Saccostrea cuccullata (small rock oyster)
Lineage: Eukaryota; Metazoa; Mollusca; Bivalvia; Ostreida; Ostreidae
Product: casein kinase II subunit beta-like
Exons: 8
Coding region: 67-1065 (332 amino acids)
Cellular component (GO): protein kinase CK2 complex; cytoplasm
Molecular function (GO): protein kinase regulator activity
Source: RefSeq, a predicted model, not a curated record